This is a messenger RNA of Ochlerotatus camptorhynchus, 2387 nucleotides long. RefSeq names its product venom carboxylesterase-6-like. The transcript has 4 exons. The record is from RefSeq and is a predicted model, not a curated record. Lineage: Eukaryota; Metazoa; Arthropoda; Insecta; Diptera; Culicidae. The coding region runs from base 371 to 2041 and encodes 556 amino acids.
AAUUCAUUCACAGAACUGCACGCCGCUGCAUUGCCAAUCGGUUCAAUUGAGUUUAAGCUACCUACUCAUUAGUUUUUUCACAUAUUUGAAUGUAGUACAUGUGCAUCAGGGACCGUAGCAACAACGGUCGCUACUACAAUUAAGCAGUGCAAGUGGCGUGUUUUCAUCGUUCUGCUUAAGUUAACUAUGCGGAGAGCCACAGUUCAUGUGAAAAAUGAUUACAAAACGGCAUUUAGUUCGAAAAACAACAGCGACAGUCUCGGACGGAACCGGUCAAGACAAUCCUGUGUACAGUAAGGUGAAAAAAUAGUGAGAAGUGCAGUUGCAGUCUCGAUGAUUGACAUCUAACCAAAUUUGCUGAGACAUCAGUAUGAAGUUUUGCUGUGUUAUCGUCACCUUACUGGCGGAGUUCUCCUUCCUCUAUCUUACUAGUGCAUGUGGCCCAAAAUGUAUUACAAAGUUCGAUAAUGGAAUUGGUGUAGGCCUGCUGAGAGAAACGUUUAAGAAAAGAUUAUACUGUUCCUAUUUGGGAAUCCCGUACGUUCAACCACCAGUUGGAGAAUUAAGAUUCGAGGAUCCAAUUCCUCUGUAUUUUGACACAUCUGCAACAUUCAAUAAUGUUUCGAAUCCAUGCAUCCAAGUGACUGGUGAAUCGGCCAGGCACGGUCGAACUAUUGGCGGAGAAGAUUGCUUAUAUCUCAAUGUGUACACAACAUACGUCCGCGUCCGCACAAGACCACGUCCAUUGAUGCCAGUGCUAGUUUGGAUUCAUGGGGGUAGCUUCACUGAAGGAUCAUCAGAAACUGAUAUAUUUGGUGCCGAUUUUAUAUUAGACGAGGAUGUAAUUGCUGUCACAUUCAACUACCGUUUGGCAUCAUUGGGAUUCAUGGGCAUAGUAGAUUUGAAUAUUGCAUCCAACUUGGGACUCAAAGAUCAGACAGAGGCUUUUCGAUGGGUCAAACGAAAUAUUAAAUCCUUUGGAGGGGAUCCCAAACGAGUCACUCUAGUGGGUUGGAGUUCCGGAGCUGCAUCUGCUACGUACCAUAUGUACACACAAGCUUCCAAGGGAUUAUUUAAGCAUGUCAUAGCCAUGAGUGGAACAAUGACACAACCUUGGGCAUACAAUUUUAUUACUCAGUACUGUAGUUACGAAUAUUUAAAGAAAAUCGACGCUACCACUAAAGAAGAGCUAAAAGCAAGACCAGCAAAAUUAAUGAUACCGUUUGAUAGUCCCAGAUUUCACUAUCUAGCGCUCACUCAUUUAUGUUACAUGCCAGGCGAGGACAGCAUGUAUGCACCAAAGAACCCAUACGACAUGGUACGAGUGAUGGCCCCCGUUAGCGAUGUUCCACUUCUCAUCGGAAGCACAGCAGUAGAGCACGAUAAUAUAUUCAAUCACAGAGAUUUCAGUAUGGAUCAAUUCAAUUAUCCAAAUGACAAUGCUACCAUCUACGAACGCAUCAGAGAUUAUCUCGAGCAUUCUCGCACGAAUCGUUCCGCCAGAAUAUUCUAUCGAAAGCUGGGCUCUUUCGCUGACUUCCAGUUUGGACAGCAAUAUUUCAUCGACGAGGCUUCGCGUCGGUUCAAGUCACCCAUUUAUCGUUAUCGGUUCUCGUUUGACGGCCCAUUUGCCUACGCCAAAAAUAUGUAUUACCGCGAUGCCAUAUAUCCUAUGCCCGGCGCCAUGCAUGGAGACGAUCUGGGAUAUCUCUUCACGCCGUACAACUACCAGAGUGUCAUUACAUCCAACGGAAUCAACGAACCACUCGUCAAAAAAGCACUCAAAGUUCAACGUCGCAUGGUGCGCCUGUGGACAAACUUUAUCAAAUACGGGAACCCGACGCCACCGAACAAUGGCAAAAUCAAUCAGACAAUAUGGCAUCCUUACAAUGAUCGGAAUCCACUAAUGGCUCGGCAGUACCUCAACAUCGACCGACAGCUGCGAGUGCAACGAGAGGAAACUUCCGAAAAUUAUUAUUACCAACUUUGGCAAACAAUAUUUGACUGCCUGUACUAUUAUAAGUGUGACUUUUUAAAAUGAAACUUGACAAUAAAGCAAACAAGAUUAUAAAUAGCUAAUCCGCUAACCGCUAAAUUGCACUUUAGGAGAACGGGAUAAAAUGGCCACUUUAAGCUUGAUGGCAUUUUUAUAUGUAAUAAUACAUAUUGUAUUGAUACAUUACCUACGUCUCUAGAACCUAUGUUUUGAUACAAUUCAAUGUAAUUAACAAAGUAACUUUUUUUAACCCGUUCUCUGACGUCCCGGGACAAGGUGAGCAUUCCUACGGGCAGGACGUUCACCCAUAGUAGAACGUAUUUUUAUGUGAUAUUUUUGGAUUUUUUUGAAUUAUCUUAGUCAAAACAAAAUACUCGCACCAGGUUGAACA